UGCUGGGAUAGUAAUGGCGCCCUCCUGCAUGCAUUGUUGACGUUCACCGCUAAAUUGUUUUACGAUUAAUGCUUUUAUUUUAAUACACAUCAAGUAACGAUUGUAUUAUGUAAGAAGUUUAUAAGUAGUGAAUUAUUUGAGCACUGUGGAUAGCGCUCGAAAGUUUUUUAAUAGCCUGAACAGCAACUGAAUACAGUGUUGAGAUGGAAGAUGAUGAUGCGUCCUUGCAUCGGUUAGAAGGCAGUGACCCGACGGUGCAGGUCGGAGGUCUCAUUGUAAAGAAGAAGAGCGCUGCAACAGAACAACAUGUGUUCAGGGUUCCAGCUCCACGCACUUCUCUCCUGGGCUUAGAUCUGCUGGCCGCCCAGAAACGUAAGGAACGUGAGGGCAAGGAAAUGCUGGAUGAUCAGCCCAAAAAAUCCAAGGUGUCAUCAUUCAAGGAUUGGGAGGAAGGGAAAAGUGAUUCAGAUUCUGAUGAUGAAAAUCAGGAGGAUGGUGACAGCAAGAAUGUGAAAAAAGAAAGGAAGUACCGUGUAACUGGUUCCGAAACGCCCUCAAACCCGGGAGGGGUAAGUGAGGAGUUCAAACAGAGACAUCAACAGAGAGAGAAAGACAGGCGUGAACACGGUGUUUAUGCAUCUUCCAAAGAAGACAAGAGCAGGGACAGAGACAGGACAAGAGACAGAGAUCAAGAUCGCUCCCGUGACCGAGAGAGAGAGAAAAGAAGAGACCGAGACGAACGUGAAAGCAGUCGAGGGUCCGGCAGCAGUCGCUCCGAGCGUGGUGAUGGCAGCGCGAGGAGUGAGCGAUCACAGAGGGAAUUUGGCUCGGAGCGUCUCAGCCGCGGCGGGCGUAGAGAUGAGCCUGAAUCUCCACGUAACAGACACAAAGAAUUGGCCACUCCGUCGCGGUCCAGCUGGGACGAAGAUGAUAGUGGUUAUAACAGCUCUCGCCACUCCCAUUGGGAGAGUCCGUCUCCCUCCCCGUCCCAUCGAGAGAGCGAGCGCUCGGAGCGCAGUCAUCGCUCGGUCCGAGACAGCGAGAGGAAGGACAAGUCUGUUAGAGGUCAAUAUCCAGCGGAUACUCCUUUACCAACUCCUUCAUACAAAUACAACGAGUGGGCUAAUGACAGAAAACAUCUGGGCUCCACUCCUCGACUGUCUCGAGGGAAAGGAGAUAAAAGAGAGGAUGGUGACAAUGGCAUCACAUUUAAUGAUGAGGAUGAGAAAGAACAGUGGGAGGAGGAUCAGAGGCAAGCGGAUCGUGACUGGUAUAUGAUGGAUGAGGGUUAUGAUGAGUUUCACAACCCCUUGACGUCCAGCUCAGAGGAGUAUGUGAAGAAGAGAGAGCAGAUCCUACAAAAACAGACCCAGAAACGCAUCUCGGCACAGAAACGACAGAUCAAUGAGGAUAAUGAACGCUGGGAGACCAACCGCAUGCUUACCAGUGGAGUGGUGCAGCGUCUGGAGGUGGACGAAGACUUUGAAGAGGACAAUGCUGCCAAAGUCCACCUGCUCGUCCAUAACCUUGUGCCACCCUUCCUGGAUGGGAGGAUUGUCUUCACUAAGCAGCCUGAACCGGUCAUUCCAGUGAAAGAUCCGACCUCAGACAUGGCCAUCAUCUCCCGCAAGGGCAGUCAGCUGGUCCGACGCCACAGAGAGCAGAAAGAGAGAAAAAAGGCUCAGCAUAAACACUGGGAGCUGGCUGGCACCAAACUGGGCGACAUCAUGGGCAUCAAGAAAAAAGAGGACGGAGGCGAGGGGAACGCUGUAGGAGAAGAUGGAACUGUGGAUUACAGAACGGAGCAGAAGUUUGCCGAUCACAUGAAGGAGAAGAGUGAAGCAAGCAGCGAUUUCGCCAAGAAGAAAACACUAUUGGAGCAAAGACAAUAUCUGCCCAUAUUUGCCGUUCGCCAGGAGCUGCUGAACAUCAUCAGGGAUAACAACAUUGUGAUUGUGGUGGGGGAAACCGGCAGCGGUAAGACGACUCAGUUGACACAGUAUCUUCACGAAGACGGUUACACGGGUUACGGCAUGGUGGGCUGCACACAGCCACGCCGAGUGGCAGCCAUGAGCGUGGCCAAAAGAGUCAGUGAGGAAAUGAACUGUAACCUGGGAGAGGAGGUGGGUUACGCUAUCCGUUUUGAAGACUGUACAUCAGAAAAGACCGUGAUAAAAUACAUGACAGAUGGUAUUCUCCUGAGGGAAUCUCUGCGGGAAUCAGAUCUGGAUCAUUACAGUGCCGUCAUCAUGGACGAAGCUCAUGAACGUUCCCUCAACACGGAUGUGCUGUUCGGUCUUCUCCGAGAGGUGGUGUCUAGACGCUCAGACUUGAAGCUCAUUGUCACGUCAGCCACCAUGGACUCGGACAAGUUUGCGUCGUUCUUCGGAAACGUUCCUAUUUUUCACAUUCCCGGCAGGACGUUCCCAGUAGACGUCCUGUUCAGUAAGACUCCUCAGGAGGACUAUGUGGAGGCAGCCGUGAAACAGGCCCUGCAGAUUCAUCUCAGCGGGAUGACGGGUGACAUCCUCAUCUUCAUGCCUGGUCAGGAGGACAUUGAGGUGACAUCAGAUCAGAUUGUGGAGCGAUUGGGGGAUCUGGACAACGCUCCUCCUUUGGCAGUGCUGCCCAUUUACUCCCAGCUGCCCUCUGACCUGCAGGCCAAGAUCUUUCAGAAGGCUCCAGAUGGAGUGAGGAAAUGCAUAGUUGCUACGAACAUUGCCGAGACGUCUUUGACGGUGGAUGGGAUCAUGUUUGUGGUUGAUUCAGGUUAUUGCAAACUAAAGGUGUUUAAUCCACGCAUUGGCAUGGAUGCCCUGCAGGUGUACCCCAUCAGUCAGGCCAAUGCCAACCAGCGAUCAGGAAGAGCUGGCAGGACAGGCCCAGGGCAGUGUUACAGGUUGUAUACUCAAAGUGCUUAUAAGAACGAGAUGCUCACGACCACUAUUCCAGAGAUCCAGAGGACUAACCUGGCCAACGUUGUGCUGCUGCUCAAGUCGCUAGGAGUGCAGGACCUUCUGCUCUUUCACUUCAUGGAUCCUCCGCCUGAAGACAACAUGCUGAACUCCAUGUACCAGCUGUGGAUCCUGGGGGCGCUUGACAACACUGGCGCUCUGACGCCCACCGGACGUCUCAUGGUGGAGUUUCCGCUGGAUCCGGCUCUGUCUAAGAUGCUGAUCGUGUCAUGUGACAUGGGCUGCAGCGCUGAUAUCCUCAUCGUUGUUUCCAUGUUGUCUGUACCAUCCAUCUUCUACAGACCAAAGGGUCGUGAGGAGGAGAGUGACCAGGUGAGAGAGAAGUUCUCUGUACCUGAGAGCGAUCACCUGACUUACCUCAACGUUUACAUGCAGUGGAAGAACAACAAUUACUCCAGCAUCUGGUGUAACGAUCACUUCAUUCAUACUAAAGCCAUGCGCAAGGUGCGUGAGGUCAGAGCUCAGCUCAAAGACAUCAUGGUGCAACAGAAAAUGAAUCUGAUCUCUUGCGGCUCAGACUGGGAUGUGAUCAGAAAAUGCAUCUGUGCUGCUUACUUCCACCAAGCUGCUAAAUUAAAGGGAAUAGGGGAGUACGUGAACGUAAGAACCGGAAUGCCGUGCCAUCUGCACCCGACCAGUGCUCUGUUCGGCAUGGGCUACACCCCAGACUACAUCAUCUACCACGAGCUGGUCAUGACUACUAAGGAAUACAUGCAGUGUGUGACAGCGGUGGAUGGUGAAUGGCUGGCUGAGCUCGGGCCAAUGUUUUACAGCAUCAAACACGCAGGGAAGAGCAGACAGGAGAACCGACGGAGAGCCAAGGCAGAGAUCACCAGCAUGGAGGAGGAGAUGUCUAUGGCACAAGAACAGAUCAAAGCACGCAAAGAGGAGCAGGAGAGGAAGAACAACCUCGGCAGCGUCAGGGCAAUAAAGAUCUGCACCCCAGGACGGAAAGAGGAAGCUCCCAUGACACCGAAACGAACACCUGCACGAUUCGGCUUAUAAUGCAUCUUAAUAAAGUUUUCUUGUAUAGUACAAAAUGUCAUCAUGAUGUGAUUUGAAAAUGGAUGAAUGCCAUUUAGUUCAUUGUAAUCGUCUUUGUGCAGUUGUCUAGGUUGGCCACCAGUAGGAGCACUUGUAUAAGGGGAAAAUCAUCCUUCAUCUCAAAGUGUUGUUUGUGUCUUUGGGACUGUCUGGAUUGAAGAAAAAAGUGCAUAAUAGCACUACACCUGAUUUUACAGGUCAUGCAUUGAUGUAAAGUGAAAUGCAAACACAGGUCAUUCUUCAACAUAUUUAUCCAAUGAGCUCAGAGACGUUUAUCAAAAUAUUCAGCUUGAUUAUUUUCAUGUAUUAUUUCACCAAUGCGUUUUCGGUGUGUUUGUGAACAGUGACAUUUAUUCAUGGACUGCUGUAAUAUUCACUUUAUAGUGGAAUUAUAAUUUUCUUUCAGCUUUGUUUUUACUUGUGAAAAUUCUUUGUUUCGGAGAACAGAGCGAGCGUCCAUGAAUAUUAACUUCCUGUACUUUGAUGGGUUAAUCCCCUGCUGAUGUACCAUGUCUUUGUUAUUCAGACAAAUACAUUGCUAGAAUAUUUCAUCAUUCCGCUGGAAUCAACACUGACCAGCGAGGAGUCCUAUCCUACAUCUUCUUUGAUGCAAUUGGGCUGCAAGUCAUUGAGCAGAUCUACUGUGUACAGAAAGAGAUGACAUGCUUAGACUGCUGUGAAGUUAGAUAAAAAAAAACUAAUCAACCGCUUUCCACUGAGGGUCAUUUUAUAAGUGUAGUUUGCAAGUCCUUUCUAGCGUCAGGCUUUAUUUUCAAUGUGUACUGUACAGUAUAUCUGUAUAUUGUGUUUGUAGGGAUUUUUGCAUUUCUCAUUAAUCUGGCAAAUUGAAAAUGGGAAAUGCCAUGUUGCUAAAGUGUAAAAAAGUUCACAUUGUCUGACUUGUGUUACCGUUAUACAUUUUGUAUCGAAUAAUAAAUUUGAUAUAUCAAAAGCAA
This is a messenger RNA of Paramisgurnus dabryanus, 4975 nucleotides long. It is a transcript of the gene dhx38, whose product is annotated as DEAH (Asp-Glu-Ala-His) box polypeptide 38. The record is from RefSeq and is a predicted model, not a curated record. Gene Ontology annotation, molecular function: ATP binding; RNA binding; 3'-5' RNA helicase activity. Gene Ontology annotation, cellular component: intracellular anatomical structure. Lineage: Eukaryota; Metazoa; Chordata; Actinopteri; Cypriniformes; Cobitidae.